AUGGAGACGACGGAAGUGACUCCCCUCUUUGCCUCCGAUGAGCAAUUAAACAAAAAUGACAGCAGCAAGUGUUGGCACACCGGGGACGGAUUAGAUCACGUUGAUGGUCUAACAGGUGUUACGAGAGCUACUGUUUCAGAUCCUUCUCACUUAUUUAAGGGUAAUCAAUUUUCUUUUCUCCCUCUCCCCAGUUCUUCGCGGGAGAUGCGCAACAUCGCGGAGAAGAUGCGGCGAGACAAGCUGAACAAUUACGUGACCGAACUGGCCUCGAUCGUCCCCUUGGUGUCCGGGGCUAACAAGCGAGUCGACAAGACGUCCGUGCUCAGGCUGGCGGCCAACUUCAUUCGCAUACACAAAAAAAAAUCCAAAUGGAUAAAUGUUAUGCCCAAACGUAAAAUCAUUACCCAUUUUAACACUUCCUACUUAACUGUGUGCCUCCCCCAGGCCAUCGGCGGGUUCCUCAUGGUGGUGACUUCGACGGGGAAGGUCCUCUACGUUUCCGAGGCCAUGGAAGAGAUAUUUGGCCAUAGUCAGGUCGAUCUCCUCGGAAGAAGCAUCUAUCAUGUGAUUCAUCCCGAAGAUUAUGAAAUUAUUCAAGAACAGCUGAACUCCAAAGACACUUCUCGGAGAUCCUUCUUCUGCCGCAUGAUGGAGAAGGCUCUUUCCCGUAACGACCCGAGUCGCUACGAGAUCGUGCACAUCGUCGGGUCCAUCCGGAUGCUGCUCCAGUCCGCGGGCCACGACCAGGUUGCCGAAACCGCGAGGGACAGCUGCGAUAAGUCUUUGUCAGACGGCGAGGACAGAAUGGGCUCCGACUCUGACGGGGACGACGCCCACAGUGCCCCGGCAGUCAGCAAAGUGGGCACGCAUCUUCUCGUCGCCUUUGUCAGGGUCGUGAAGGACCGACCGAUAACCGAGCUCUCCCUGGUCGAGUCCACGCAGGACGAGUACAUCACGCGCCACUCCAUGGACGGCAAAAUCCUCUAUACAGAUCACAGAAUCUCCUUCGUGACAGGACUCAUGCCGCAGGAGGUUCUGGGCACAUCGGCAUUCCACUACAUGCACCCCGACGAUCUCGUAUGGUCCAUCGUGGCACACAAGCUUAUGUUCAGCAGCAGCCAGGGCCAAGGCAUGGUCUCUUACAGACUGAAGUGUAAGGGCAGUAAAUUCGUCACUCUUCGGUCGCGUGGUUACAUUGAGUCCAACAAGCAAACGGGUCAAGCGGAGACCUUCGUUUGCAUCAAUACUGUUGUCAGAAGUACAUGUGUUUCUGAUGAAUAUGAAACUGAAGCUUGUCAACGACAUCUCUUGCACGGUGAAGUCAUUUAA
Messenger RNA from Penaeus vannamei (Pacific white shrimp), 1329 nucleotides. The record is from RefSeq and is a predicted model, not a curated record. Lineage: Eukaryota; Metazoa; Arthropoda; Malacostraca; Decapoda; Penaeidae.